Messenger RNA from Cryphonectria parasitica EP155, 1206 nucleotides. RefSeq lists its product as uncharacterized. The record is from RefSeq and is a predicted model, not a curated record. Gene Ontology annotation, biological process: transmembrane transport. Gene Ontology annotation, cellular component: fungal-type vacuole membrane. The coding region runs from base 1 to 1206 and encodes 401 amino acids. NCBI's taxonomy places the organism in Eukaryota, Fungi, Ascomycota, Sordariomycetes, Diaporthales, Cryphonectriaceae. The transcript is spliced from 3 exons. Gene Ontology annotation, molecular function: transmembrane transporter activity.
AUGUUUAUUAUUGCUAACGGUGUUCCGCCAGUGGCUGCUGCUCAUCUCGUCAUGAUGAAUACCUGGGGAGUUAUCAAUUCCUUUGGCGUCUUCCAGACAUACUAUGCCACGGCUCUCCUUCUGCCCCCUUCUACGAUCUCCUGGAUUGGCUCCAUCCAAAUCUUUCUUCUCUUUUUUAUCGGCACCUUUACUGGUCGUCUUACGGAUGCAGGCUACUUCCGACCAACCUUUGUCACAGGCACCGUUGUUUUCAUGAUUGGUACCUUUACUACCUCUGUUUACAAGGCCUACUGGCAAGUCUUUCUCGCCCAGGGCGUAUGCAUAGGCAUAGGCGCCGGCUGCCUUUUCUGUCCCACUGUCGCCAUCUUAUCGAUAUGGUUCAGCAAGAACCGUGGUCUGGCACUCGGCAUCGCAACCGCAGGUAGCGCGACGGGGGGUUUGGUCUUCCCUGCUAUGGCUCGACAACUGAUUCCCAGUAUCGGGUUUCCUUGGACAAUCCGCGCUAUGGGUUUCGUGCAACUUGUUACACUGAUAGUAGCAAACCUGACACUGAAAGAAAGCUCCAAAGGUCCGCUGCGAAAACCUGGAGCUCUCGUUGAGUGGACGGCAUUCACAGAGUUAGACUAUACUUUCUACGCAAUGGGGGGUUUCAUAUUCUACUUAGGAGUUUACUUCGCCUUUUACUACCUCGCGUCCUUCUCCCGCGACAUCAUCGGUCUCACCUACACAGAUUCACUCAACCUACUACUGAUUCUGAACGGCAUCGGAUACAUCGGCCGCAUAGUACCAAAUUUUUUGGCAGACCGCUAUGGUUGCCUCAAUGUAUUUAUCCUCAUCCUUCUCGCAUCGACUAUUUGUGCGGCAUGCUGGACAGCUGUGUCUACACAGCCAGGUCUUUAUGCCUGGACCUCGUGCUACGGUAUCAUUGCUGCUGGAGUGCAGUCACUCUUUCCCGCAGCGCUUAGUAGUUUGACGACAGACUUGAGUAGAGCUGGCGUACGCAUGGGCAUGGUGUUUACUAUUGUGAGCUUCGCUACUUUGACAGGGAAUCCUAUCGCAGGAGCGAUCAUUAGUGCCUCCGGUGGGAAGUAUUACGGUGCUCAGGUCUACGCGGCGUCUUGUUUCCUGGUUGGUGGUGGAUUUCUGGUCGCGGCGCGAACGGUGAAGUCCCGGAAGAUUGGACGUGGGCUUUGGGUCAAAGUGUAG